UCUCUCCUUUCUAGCUUUCUCUAAUGGCAGAGACACCCUUAAAACGUCAGAGAGAAAACAAUCAAACAGAAGACGAAGAAGAAAUAAAGCGUUAUAGGUGUUACAAUCACAUCAUUUCUCUUCUGGAGGCAGAUGAGGAUGAACCCAACCAGGAUCUCUCUUCUUUAAUGACAACCCUCCAACAGGAGCUCUCGUCCGCACCCAGUUCGGAGCCUGCUCCUGAGGCUCACACCAAUCAACCCACCCACUCCGCUCUUUAUAAUCUUAAUUCAUCGUCUGCGGCGGCCACUGUUGAGAAUAGCAAAGAUGGACAAGCAGAGAAGGGGACUGAAAUAACACACAUUCUUGAAGCUUCUGAUGAUGAGCUAGGUUUCCCACAGGGAGAUAUAAGAGUAUCUGAAGCGGAAGAUGAAAGUAUCAACCCUGAAAGCACUGGGCUGUCCUGGUAUUUUGAUGGGUUGUGGGAAUUCGAAGAUGUGGCUGCCAACUACUAUACGUUAGUGCAGUCGGAGCUGUUCUUGUAGCCAACCUUUUCUGGAGUAGAGAACGGAGGAAAUGAUAAAAAAAGGACAGA
Messenger RNA from Nelumbo nucifera (sacred lotus), 574 nucleotides. RefSeq lists its product as uncharacterized. The record is from RefSeq and is a predicted model, not a curated record. Lineage: Eukaryota; Viridiplantae; Streptophyta; Magnoliopsida; Proteales; Nelumbonaceae.